Elgaria multicarinata webbii is the source of this 3767-nucleotide messenger RNA. It is a transcript of the gene VWA5A, whose product is annotated as von Willebrand factor A domain containing 5A. The record is from RefSeq and is a predicted model, not a curated record. The coding region runs from base 173 to 2482 and encodes 769 amino acids. Lineage: Eukaryota; Metazoa; Chordata; Lepidosauria; Squamata; Anguidae. The transcript has 19 exons.
CGCGCAUUCAUUGGUCUCUCACCGAGAACAGCCAUUGGUACUAGUUGCUCAGAGGAAUUUGCUGACGGUCCCUGGGUGGAACACUGGCUGCCUACUUUCGAUUCCGCACAGAGCAACGAGCCGCGCCAGCCUUUGCAGGCAAUUGCUUCUGCUACAAAGAUAAUCAUAAGCCAUGACUGUGUGUGGUCUUUUCACGCAAGCUCAUGAGCCGGUGCCCUUGCGAAGCAUCUCCGUGGAUGUGGUGGUCCAAGGUUUUGUGGCUGAUGUGGUGUCUGAACUUCGGUACCAGAAUGAGGAGAAGAAACCAGUGGAAGUCAGAUUUGUCUUCCCUCUGGAUGCUGAGGCUGCCGUAUAUGCCUUCGAGGGCCUGAUUGGUGGGACGCGGAUUGAGGCCCAGAUUCGAGAGAAGAAGCAGGCAGAGCAGGAAUACGAGGAUGCCCUGAGUGAAGGUCGCCAGGCUUUCCUGCUUGAAAGAGAAGAAAACACCAGUGACAUUUUCACUUGCAGUCUGGGUAACCUUCCGCCCGACGGAGAGGCCACGCUGAAACUGCGCUACGUUCAGGCAUUAGCUCCGGAGCCUGAUGGGGCUGUCCGCUUUGUCCUGCCUGCUGUCUUGAACCCCCGUUAUGUGCCUCAGGGCUCAGAAAGGGACACUGUCACCCAGAGCGUACCAAGAGUGCUCAAGGGGAAGCUUCCCUACACACUCCACCUCAGCACCAAGCUGGCAUCUCCCUAUGGCAUCAACCGUGUGGAGUCAAAAUGCUCCCUUGAACCGUUACAGUACACAGCGGAGGACCGUACCACUGCCCAGGUCUCCUUGGCUGAAGGGCACCAAUUUGACCGAGACGUGGAGCUACUGAUUUAUUAUGAGGAUGUUCACAAGCCCAGCACCCUCCUAGAGGCUGGGAAGCCUGGAGCUGCCUCAGGCUCGCUGAUGGGGGAUCCGGCCCUUCUGCUCACCCUGUACCCCAACGUCCCUGCCCCCAAACCUGGCCAGAUCGCUACGGGGGAAUUCAUUUUCUUGCUGGAUCGCUCAGGCAGCAUGGGUUGCAACACUGGCAAUGAUCCCAAUUCACCAUUGCGCAUUCAGAGUGCCAAGGAGACCCUGAUCCUCCUGCUGAAAAGUCUCCCCCUGGGAUGUUACUUCAACAUCUAUGGCUUUGGAUCUAGCUAUGACUCAUUUUAUCCGAAAAGUGUGGAAUACACCCAGCAGACCAUGUCAGAGUCCCUUGAGUGGGUGAAGAAGCUGGAGGCUGAUUUGGGGGGGACGGAGAUUUUGCAGCCACUGAAGGCCAUUUACGGCCAGCCCUGCCUGGAAGGACGUCCUCGCCAGCUCUUUGUGUUUACUGAUGGAGAGGUGGGGAACACAAAUGAGGUCAUUGCUGAAGUUUGCCGUCGCAGCAGCUCCCACAGGUGCUUCUCCUUCGGCAUCGGCGAAGGGGCCUCCACCGCCCUCAUCAAAGGCAUCGCUGGAGCAGCCGGCGGCAGCGCUGAAUUCAUCAUGGGCAAGGAGCGCAUGCAGGCCAAGGCCCUGCAGUCUUUGAAGAAGGCCCUGCAGCCAGCAGUGACAGGGAUCUCUCUCAGCUGGGAUUUGCCCUCCGGUUUCGAGGCCGAGCUUGUGGGGUCUGGCCCUCGGGUCAUCUUCGAAGGGCAGCGCUGUCUCAUCUAUGCCCAGAUCCAUGGGCAGCAUCAGUCUCCAGGCUCCACAGAAGGAGCUGCUGUUCUUCAAUACGUCUUUCAAGACCAGACUUUCACGGAGACGAUGAAAUUCCCACUUCAAGUUCAGGAAAGUGACAGGCUCCCUGUUCACCGGCUGGCAGCUCAAGCCCUGUUGCAGGAACUGGAGGGAGCCACGGAGCAGGAGGAGGAGAAGCAGCGCCUGGCCCUGGAGACGAGCCUGAGCUCUGGGGUGGUGUGUUCGAAGACAGCCUACGUGGGGGUGAACACGGAGCUGGGCAAACAAGUUAAAGGGCCCCUCGUCCACCGAGAUGUCCCACUUGCAUACUGUUCUCCCGCAAUGCCACAAGCAUGCUUUGCAAAGCGACGUCAACGUGCAGCCCCUUGUUUCAAAGCAGCAGUGUGUGUUGAAUCUGAAAUGUAUGAAGAUUACCAGUCCCCAUCACCUUCAGAAGAUGAGAUUAUGGCCAUGGAAAAGGAAGCUUCUCUCUUGAGCCUGAUCUCCCUGCAGAAUGCUGAGGGCUCCUGGCAUCUUGAUUCUGACCUGGCCAGCAUCCUAGGCCUGACUGAGGCUGAUAUCUCAAGCAAAAUACCUGCCCAGGUGGCUCGAAACGCAUGGGCGACAGUGCUGGCCACCCUGUGGCUCCACUCCCAUGCCGCAGAGCACAGGGAUGAAUGGGAGCUCCUGGAAGCUAAAGCUCUCAGCUGGCUCCACACAACCGCAGGGCUUCAACUGGCUGAGUGUAUUAAGGCUGGCAAUGCCCUCCUGGGAACCAAUGUGAACCCCCAGAUAUUUGGGCUCUGAGCUGCAUUAUGUAACCUUUUGGCUUGAAAUGGGUGUUUCUGCUUCUUCCUCUCUCAUGCUUACUGGACCUGCCUACCUCUCUACAAUUUACUUCAGUGCCUCCUUCUGCAUGGAUUGUUGUUGCUUCUUACAGUGCCUUAUUGCAAUGCAAGGGUAGAUAGAACGUAGAUUGUGGUCCACUGGUUGGCUUCUGGCACCACGGCUUGGUCUAGCAAACGGAUUAAAUUCAUAAGCAGCAGAGCAUCAGGCAUACACAGUAUAGUUAUGCCUUCACUGGUAUAUGAUCCAAAUUUUGCACGCUUGGUUUUAACACUUUUGCACAUAUCAGUAGCUUUGGGGAAUCUAGAUGAGGGAAAACGGAGCAGACAAGAGCAAAGUCAUCCCUUUCCUGCCUUAGUUUGGUUCCUUACUGAUGGCAUGCCAGUAUUGGCUUGGGUCACACAACACACUAAGCCAUGAUGGUUUGUUUUCUGGUGGAACCCACGAUUGGUUGGUGUGUCAUCUGUGGGAUGUGUCCACCACCCGUGAUGGGUUAAUCUGCCCAAACACUCUACUCUGAGAACCCUUACUCUACAGAAUGAGCAUAGUGGGGGUUUGCAUAAUCUACAAUGCAUAUAGUUUAGCAUUUCAGGUGAACCCAGCCAAGGCUGUCUAAUCUAGGGCGAUUGGUUCCAAUCAUAUCAGGGACCACAAAAGAGUUGUGGUAAUGAGGCUGCCCACAAGAGCACCUCUGAUCAUAAGACAAUUUAUAAAUUCACCAAACUUUGAUUAAUCCAGCAAGAGCACCAGUCCCAACAUAUUAAACAUACAGUACGAAUUGUAAUAAGUUAUUCAUGGUAAGAGUAGUUCAACAAUGGAAACAGCUCCUGGGAUGGAGAGUUUGGUUCUUCCUUGCUGGAGGCCUUCAAGCAGAGUCUGGAUAGACCCCUUGAGUGCCAUUUUUCUUGGUAGGAAGGCAGGAUACAAAUCAAAUACCUGGGUGGGUGGGUUCUCAAGCCCUGGUUUCAUGCAUGAAGCAAGACUCUGCACUAGAUGGCCUACAAUGCCUUUUUCAGUUCUGUGAGUGAAAUCACAUGUCUCGUGAGCAGAUUUGUGCUCACGCUAUGGGACUGCCCUUUGCAGACCCCUGUACAUGCCCCAGAUUUGCUCCAGAGGGUCCCCCAAACUUCUAGAGAACAAGGGCUGAGAAGCGGAGGGGGAUGCAGAUGUCAGUCUUGGCUCUCGAUGGAAAUCAAUGAUUCCCUUUCGUGUGAAUGCUAGAUUAAACUACUACGAAAAUCUACAA